This is a messenger RNA of Motacilla alba alba, 2030 nucleotides long. RefSeq lists its product as uncharacterized. Lineage: Eukaryota; Metazoa; Chordata; Aves; Passeriformes; Motacillidae. The transcript has a single exon. The coding region runs from base 310 to 2007 and encodes 565 amino acids. The record is from RefSeq and is a predicted model, not a curated record.
AGGAUUGGUGAGAUCUUAUUAUUGGGCUCCUACUCCAUCUCUCCUUUGCUUCACCUACUCCCACAUCCCUUCCCCAUCCCCUCCCAGGAGACAGCGGCUCGCGGCAGCUGCCGGCUCGGCCGCGGCCUCCUGGUCCCACCUUCCCCUUCCCUUGUGCCCAGGCUUGGUGUCCCCUGGGGGCCUUUUCAGAGGGUUGGGUUGCGGGCUUGUGGCCUUGCUCUGUGGAGGGGUUGAAGGGGCUGUCAGUGCUGGUGUGUUAUGGUAGUUUUGCCCUGAGACGGAGCUGUCUCAGAUCUUGUCCCCUUCGCUAUGAUGAGUGACAUCGUUAGCAGUUGGAAGCUGGAGCAGUUUGUGCUCCAGAAGUGUCUCCCCCCAAUUUGGUCACCAGGGUCUUUUCAGGGCCCAGAUGCUUACCAGCAGCUGUGCCAGCAGUGGGAGAGCUGGUCGGAAGAGAACAAAAAGCCCAAACCCACUAAUAAGUGUAAGAAGCGAGCGGCUUUGCAGGGUUUGCUGAUGGUAGGCAGGGAGUUGUCCAAAUUGCUGAAGGAGGCUCUUGAGAACGUGCAGACCUUGGAGCAGGCCAAGGAGGAGCUCAAAGUCCAGGUGGACAACCUGCGGGCGGAGGUGCAGGGUUUGUGUGGGGACUCUCUGCGGAGCGCGGUGGAGAUUACCCGGCUGGAAAGCAAGCUGGGCUAUGAGAAGCUGAAAACAGAGGAGCUGAAAAAGGAGGUUGGCAAGUGGAUCGGGGAGACCCACGAUGCACAGAGCGCGGUGCGCGCGGUCCUGCAGGACGUCCAGCGGGACCGGGGCACUGGCCCCGAUCACAAGGUGUGCCAUGCCAAGAUCCAGGAGCUGGAGGCAGAGCUGGGGGUGUCAAGGGGCAUUGUGGCUGCCAUUAAAGGCAAGAGGACCCCGAUCGGGAAUGGUGAGGGGGAGGAUUCCCUGGACCUGCACCCACCCCACUAUGAUUAUGAGGAUGAUGUGUGGGGUGCUAACAGCCCCACCAGGCCGUCCCCCUAUGCUCCUCUGCGGGAGGAGGUGUGCCAGCUGCAAGUAGGGGAGGUAGAGGCUUCCAAAGAUAAAAAGGUCCCCCAUGAUGAGCCAGUCAGCCAUGUCCCACUCCAGCCCAUAGACACCAACAGGGCUGUGCUCUGGUUUACCCCUGAGCAGCUUAAGACAGUGGGGAAGAUGCUGGGACCACUGACAAAGGAGACAGCAAUUAACUGGCUGUCCAGGGUCCAGCGUCUGCCCAAGUGCCAGAGUGGCAACUUUGUGAGUGACCUGAUAGACAUUGUGAGAAAGUCCAUGAAACCUGAUGAUUUUGCGUCACUGCCGGGGGAUGUGCAGAUGGGCAAUGUCCAGGACAUUGGGGAUGUCCAGCUGGCCGUGCUUAAGGUGUUUUUCCCAGAGGUCAACCCCUUAGUGCUCUUCCACCAGGAGAAACAAAAUCCUGAGGAGAGGCCUGAUGCCUAUGUUAACCGUAAAAAGAUGCUCUAUCAGAUGGCUGGGCUGCCUGGCUCAAAGGACUCCCCCCCUGAUUUUGACAGGCCUGAAUUCAAGGAGCCUCUAGUGGUGGGGCUGACACCCCCACUGCGGGUGAUUGCUGGUGGGGAUGCAGCCAAAAAGCCUCUGUCAGAGCUGGAGCAGAUCCUAAACCAGAAUUUUGAGCUGCAAAAGCAGGCCUUCCCGGGGUACAUGCUGGGGGGGAAGAAAGGGAAAGCCCUGGGCAUGUCUUUCCAAAAUGCAGGGAUGAGAAAGAUGCAAGGAGACAACCGAAAAGAUCCUGAUAGCAAGGGGGGGUUGGGGAAGGAGAACCAGCAAGGGCUGAGGUUUCAGAAGUCUAACCCUUGGCGGGCUGAGCUGAGGAAGCGCUUGAUAAAAUACGAGAAACAGGAGGACAUUGAUGGCUUGCCGGAUGCGGAGCUCUUCCAAAAACUGGCCCUGCAUGAGGCCAAAAAAAACAGCAGCUCCCACCUCAUUGACCCGGGGGCUAAGGCUCAGCAAUAGGGCUGCCAGGCACCCGCAUCGCC